Culicoides brevitarsis is the source of this 1903-nucleotide messenger RNA. It is a transcript of the gene Pgm1, whose product is annotated as phosphoglucomutase. The transcript is spliced from 3 exons. The coding region runs from base 79 to 1761 and encodes 560 amino acids. The record is from RefSeq and is a predicted model, not a curated record. Gene Ontology annotation, molecular function: phosphoglucomutase activity; magnesium ion binding. Lineage: Eukaryota; Metazoa; Arthropoda; Insecta; Diptera; Ceratopogonidae. Gene Ontology annotation, cellular component: cytosol. Gene Ontology annotation, biological process: carbohydrate metabolic process.
CUUGGCUUGACUUUGACGGGAAAUUCAUUCUCUGAUAAGAUUUCGUUGAGACAAUUUCAUCGUUUUUUCGAGAAAAUCAUGGCAGUUACUGUAAAAACAGUCGCUACAACGCCCUUUGAGGGACAAAAACCGGGAACCAGUGGUUUGCGGAAGAAGGUCAAAGUUUUUACCCAACCCAACUACACGGAAAACUUUGUACAAUGCAUUUUGGAUGCAAACGGUGCUUCUAUUGUCGGUUCCACGCUCGUUGUUGGCGGCGACGGUCGUUUUUACUGUCCCGAAGCGGUCCGUUUGAUCAUCAGAAUUGCCGCUGCGAAUGGCGUAUCGAAAUUACUCGUCGGUCAAAACGGAAUUUUAUCAACUCCCGCCGUUUCGAGCUUGAUUCGCUUCCACAAAUGUCUCGGAGGUAUCGUUUUAACAGCCUCGCACAAUCCCGGAGGUCCUGAAAAUGAUUUCGGCAUUAAAUUCAAUUGUGAAAAUGGAGGUCCAGCACCCGAUAAGUGCACGGAUGACAUUUACAAACUCACCACGGGCAUCAAAGAGUACAAAAUCUGCGAUGGGAUUGAAGUUGACAUCACCAAAACGGGAAUUUCCAAGUUUGAGGUCAACGGAAAGGAGUUUACGGUUGAAGUUUUAGACUCGGUAGCGGAUUACGUGCGUUUGAUGAAGGAAAUUUUCGAUUUUGGGAAGUUGCGGGACUUUGUAUCGGGCAAAUCCACGGGAAAACCCUUGAAAAUGCGCAUCGAUUCGAUGAACGGCGUCACUGGGUCGUACGUUAAUGAGAUUUUUGUCAAGGAAUUGGGAGCUACGCCCGAUAAUGUGGUUCAUACAACACCCUUACCUGACUUUGGAGGCUUGCAUCCCGAUCCAAACUUGACUUAUGCGAAAGAUUUAGUUGAUACUGUGCGUGCUGGCGAUUACGAUAUCGGAGCUGCGUUCGAUGGCGAUGGCGAUCGUAACAUGAUUAUCGGGCGAAAAGCGUUUUUCGUGUGCCCAAGUGACUCGUUAGCGGUUAUCGCGCACUAUCUCGAGUGUAUUCCGUAUUUUAAGAAAAAUGGCGUCACCGGAUUGGCUCGAAGUAUGCCUACAGCAUCGGCAGUUGACUUGGUUGCCAAAGCCUUGGGCAAGGAAAUCUUCGAAACACCCACCGGAUGGAAAUAUUUCGGAAAUCUCAUGGAUGCGGGACGUCUUUGUUUGUGCGGCGAAGAGAGUUUUGGCACCGGAUCCGAUCACAUUCGCGAAAAAGAUGGCGUUUGGGCCGUUUUGGCAUGGCUUUCGAUCAUGCAACACACCGGAAAAUCCAUCGAAGACAUUUGCGUGGCGCAUUGGAAGACUUAUGGGCGCAAUUAUUUCACGCGUUACGACUACGAGGAAUGCGAACUUGCUCCGUGCAACGAAAUGAUGGCAACUCUCGAAACGAAAAUCACUGACCCCGGUUUUGUUGGCAAGGAUUUCAGUGCUUGCGGCAAAAGUUACAAAGUAAAGUUGGGCGACAACUUCAGUUAUAACGAUCCCAUCGACAAAUCCGUCGCCACGAAGCAGGGAUUGCGAAUUGUCUUCACGGAUGGCAGUCGUAUUGUUAUGCGUUUGAGCGGAACAGGCAGCUCCGGAGCAACAGUUCGUUUGUACAUCGAUUCGUACGAAAAGGACAACGUUUUGGGACAAGCGAGUGAAAUGCUGAAACCUUUGAUCGAAAUUGCCCUGCAAAUCUCGGAAUUGCCCAAAUUUACGGGACGCAAUGCUCCAACUGUCAUCACUUAAGCAUUUUAACGAAAAUUGAAAAAAGCAUUUUACGGAAAAAACGCUUCUCAUGCCAUAGAAAACGUGCAAUCAAGUCUCUCAAAAGUCAAAUAGUUGUUUUGUUAUUAUUUGUUAAAUAAACUAAAUUUAAUCAAUACGGAAA